Messenger RNA from Exaiptasia diaphana, 1207 nucleotides. RefSeq lists its product as uncharacterized. Bases 14 to 817 code for a protein of 267 amino acids. NCBI's taxonomy places the organism in Eukaryota, Metazoa, Cnidaria, Anthozoa, Actiniaria, Aiptasiidae. The transcript has a single exon. The record is from RefSeq and is a predicted model, not a curated record.
UUUAACUCACGGGAUGGGCAUGAAAUCUAACUUAAUUUACGCGUUGAUCAUGCUGUGCUCUGGAGGUUGUACUGCAGUAUUGAUUCAUCGUGGCUUACACGGGUAUUACGGCAUGGGAAUCCACAGCUUCAACAUAUCAUUUCUUCUAGUGCUUCCUUCGUUUGUUGUGCUCAUCAAAAUCCAACGUGGUCUUCGGUUCACGGCAAGGAAGAUAUUUCUUCGCUGGAAAACCCACGUUAUUGCCGUCCUCCUUUCGUUAUGUUUGGUUGUGUAUUAUUUAUCAGCUAAUGGUCUCUGGUAUGCACAACAUCCAAGCAUCACAAAAGCAAUGUGUAAAAAACUUUUAAAGUUUGCCAAAUUUGCACAGUCCAAUGGGAUCACCGAGUGGUGGUUAACCAUGGGGGAUCUUCUAGCUGUUCAAAGAGGUCUCGACCAGCCACUUUAUUGGGAACACGACAUCGAUGUUUGCAUGAMUACUGAACAAUUCACCGUCUUUAAAAAAUCUCUCGCUUCAAACCCAGACUUUUUCCACCCAAAGCCUGAAUAUAUAAAAGCUGAUCAUCUGUAUCUCCCGAUAGACAUGGAUAAGCUUGGACUUCUAAGUACCACGAAAAGGACCGCAGAGGGAGUAAAUAUUGAUAUUUGGACGUGUACAAAACUUGUAGCAAACGUGACGCGUGUUUCUUACUGCAAUGGGUUAAUGAAUUUCCCGAAGUCAAAGUUAGAAAGACGUGCAUUACUGAAAAGUUAUUAUGGUGAUUUUUCUGUAGUUAAAUAUUCCCACCAUACAUGGAUGUGUAAUAUAUGGACAGGUUAAUCACAUUGUGCACCCUGAGUCUGAAUUUUCCUAUGUGAGGUAUUUUGUCAUUAAGGUGAAAAAUGGGAAAUUGCAUUAUUUUUCUGUUCUCUGUCCUCGAGAAAAUAUGAAAAACAACAUUAUACUGCAGCACAUUGUAAGGCCUUCCUUGUAAUUGCCAUCCAGUUYGAAUUCUUUGAACAGGAAAACAGCUAUGAAAAUUAUGUGGGUACUAGCAAAAUGGUUUGGGGUAUUUAUUUGGUAUAAAAAAGAGAAUAGUCUAAGGCAAAGACAAAAGGGAGUAACACUUAAUAAAAUGUGAUUAUCUAAAUUUCCCACUAAAUAUAAAGAACCAUUCGAUAUUUUGUUUUCCUUUGCUUCAGAAGAUUGAAUAAAACCAUAGUAACUAUA